AGGCAGAGAGAGGACGGUACGUGUCUCUCUUGAAGGGCUCUCAUUAUGAGGGCGGGACCGACCACCUGCUGAGGGCGGAGAAAGAGAGAGGGCGAGGCCACUCUGAGGGGAAAAGGGAGCAAUGCUUCAACCGAACGUUUUAAACCUGGUCUGGGGAAAGACUCCGCCCCUUUUCCUCCCUCAAGAGCCAAUCAGGAACGAGGAGCGUGGCCACGCCCACUCCUCACUCUAAGGCGCGCGGGGAGUAAACUCAGUGUUAGAGGUGGCGCGAGGCAGGGGCUCCGCAGCGGGAAGGACGUGACCCUACCCCGCCCCUCAAAGAGUGCUACAAACAUUGCCUGAACAACAUAUCCCUUGUAUUAUUUUGAAGCAAAUAUAAAUAAAAGAAAAGCUAUCUGGAACAAAAUGAGUGCUGAAAACAAGGAAAAUCAGUCUUUUGAAGCACAUGAGCCCACAGUGAAAACGCCUCUGAAAGAGACGACUGCCUCCAAUUCAUUUUUGGCAGAGAUCCAGCCCACCACUUCUGGCCAUCUGACAACACCUCCAAAGCCUAAUGAAGUCUCUCCUAGAGAUCCAUGGACACCAACAGCUAACCUCAAAAUGCUGAUCAGCGCAGCCAGCCCUGAGAUUCGAAAUCGAGAGCAAGAAAAAAAAUUGUCAGACAACAGAAGUGAAAGCUUUGAGGAACAUUUAUCAGGAGAUGAAUAUGAAAAAUCCCAACCAAGCCGUAAAGACAAAAGUCUAGGAUUGCUGUGUCACAAAUUUUUAGCUCGGUAUCCUUGUUAUCCUAACCUUUCUGAAAAGAAUGAAAUUUGCCUUGAUGAAAUAGCAGAAGAGCUUAACGUUGAACGUAGACGUAUUUAUGACAUAAUGAACGUCCUGGAAAGUCUGCACAUGGUGAGUCGACUUGCCAAAAACAAGUAUUCUUGGCACGGUUAUCAUAAUCUUAAAAAAACAUUGCAGAUUUUGAAAAAAGUGGCUGAGGAGAACAAAUAUACACAACAAAUUGAGUUGAUUAAGAAAAGAGAAUUUGAACAAGAGUCUGAGGAAGAUGGCCAGAAGAUUGAAUUGGUGGCAAAGCAAGUUAGGCCAAAUGAUCAUACAGACAUAUGCUUUGUGGAACUUCCUGGGAUGGAAUUUCGAGCAGCUUCAGUAAACAGUCGUAAAGACAAGUCUUUAAGAGUGAUGAGUCAGAAAUUUGUGAUGCUGUUUCUGGUAUCAUCUCCCCAAGUUGUGAGCCUUGACAUUGCUGCUAAAAUGUUGAUUGGUGAAGAUCAAAUGGAAUAUUUAGAUAAAAGCAAAUUUAAAACUAAAAUCCGAAGACUAUAUGAUAUCGCUAAUGUCCUCAGUAGCCUUGAACUUAUCCAGAAAGUUCAUGUUACAGAAGAAAAGGGCCGCAAACCAGCAUUCAUAUGGACAGGGCCAGAUAUUUUUUCAGAUAUUCAGGAUAGACUGAUACAAGAAAAGCUGAUGAAGAGAUCCCAUAGAGCUGAAGGUCCCUGGCAACAGGUUGCUCAAGUACCUAGCCAAGAUGCAGAGCCUGUACUCACACCUGCUAUGAUUGCUUCAUCUCAUCCUGUGAAAGAGGAAUCUUCCAGAGAUAAUUGUUCCAAGGAGCUCUUCCCUACUAGAAAUAAACAAGGCUUCACAAGGCAUCCAUCUUUAAUAAAAACGACAAAGACAACACAAAGUGAUUGGAGGAAGAUUCGUUCUGCUCCAAGCAGCCCGAUUAAGAAAAAUACAAGUCAAAUUGUGCCAACUUUUCCAAGCAAGAUGGCGCAACUUGCAGCAAUAUGCAAACAACAGUUAGAUGAACAGUCACGAGAUUUCAGAAAGAUGAAGAUGAAAGUGGAACACUCUACUUUACAAGGCCCUCUGGGUGCUCCUUCUGACAAUUCCAAACCAUUCCUAUUGCCUUCUCAGGCUGGGAUAUUUCCACUGAUCCCCAGUUCAGUAUCACCAACUGUACUAGCUCCUGUCAGUUCCACUGUGUCAUAUGCAGUAUAUUUGCAGCCUUCCCAAACACAGAUAGUGACUGCAUACAAUCCAGGUUUAUCAGUACAGCCUGUUCCCUGUACUAAUGUGAUAGGAAUGAAAUCUUCUGUGGAAGCCAGUUCUCAAUUAAUCCCUGGUAAAAAGUUUAUUGAAGACAGGGACAGUAACUUAGCAGCAGGUGAUGCCAGUGCUGAAGACCAAAACACUGGGUUGGCCAAGGAGCAAGAAUGCAGAAAAAAUGACUUGAUGUCUGGAAAAUGUUCCAAGAGAGGUAAAUCAGUGCCAAAGGACAGCCCAAUUAAAAAAUGUAAGAAUGAAGAGCUAGAGCAUCAGGAUGGGCUUAAGACUCAGCUUCCUUCAGGUUAUCGUAUACCUCUUCCCCAGUUUACAAAGCUUCUCAGUGAAACUACUUUUUCUAACAACGAGAAGACUGAGCCAUGUGUAGGACAGAAAAUCUACAGUUCUCCCAUUGCUGAUGGUAUUCCAGUGACAUCUGACUCUAGAACAGGUCAUUUUCCUACUCUUCAUUUAACACCUCUAAACCUGAUGACACCAUCUUCGGUAGUCGCUGUACCCGUGGUGAAUGAUCCUGCUAUUGCUUCAAGCCAUGCUAGUCCUGUCCAAACCCCUAGCUCUUCAUGUCUGAACUUUAUGCUGCAACAUGUAGGACUAAUACCAGCCAGUGUGCAGGUUUCUGGAAAUCAUGUCUUUGGAUCUGCCCUGGUUAGUCAGCAAGCUGAAUGUGUUAAUCCUGUUCCCGAAAGUGUCAGCAUGAAACAAGUGAAAGCAUUACAUAAUGUCUUACCAAAGUACAGCAGUGGAUUAAAUGGAAAAUCAAUUCCAACAACGCCUUUAAAGCUGACCACUGUUUCUCCAGCACCAAGGGAUUCUCAGAAAGUCAGCAGAAGUGUCUCACCAUGUGAAUCAACCUUAAUUCCUGGCCUUUGUUCAACCUCUUGUGAAUCAAUUGAAAUUUCCCAAGAAGAAUUAGUAAUUCAACAAAGUAAACUUGAUAUAUCAACAGAAGAUGAUAAUGUUUGAUUUGGAGGAGAAAAUAUUGUUUGAACUUUCUCUCAGCAGAUGAAUUGUAACUUUUUAUUUAUACUUUAUAGGUGUAUUUCAGAAAUGGUCUUUGAUCAUAAGUGUGCCUUCUCCAUGCUGGAGUCCUUUUGACUUAAAAUUAUCCUGCUUUCCUCUUACAAACAAAACAAGGAUGUACAUUUGUCUCCUUGAGAGGAAACAAAACCCCUUACAGAAAAAAAGCCAUUCAGAACAUUGCUGACAUUGGUUGUGUGGGAUAUGAAAGCUGUUGUAUGCUAAAUACACAAACUUAAAAACACCAUGUAACAUGCUAUAUUUAAAAAAAAAACAACUUGAAGGACUAAUUCAGUUCAAAUAUUUUAAUUCUCUGUUUUAAUUACUGUUAUGAAGUUGGAAAUCUUAAUCAUGUCUAUUUAAAUGUAAAGUUUAUUUUUAAAAUUUUGUCAAAUUAAAAUUUGAAUUUAACUUUC
Molecule: messenger RNA, 3506 nt
Organism: Sceloporus undulatus (fence lizard)
Lineage: Eukaryota; Metazoa; Chordata; Lepidosauria; Squamata; Phrynosomatidae
Gene: E2F8
Product: E2F transcription factor 8
Exons: 15
Coding region: 406-3036 (876 amino acids)
Biological process (GO): regulation of transcription by RNA polymerase II
Cellular component (GO): RNA polymerase II transcription regulator complex
Molecular function (GO): RNA polymerase II cis-regulatory region sequence-specific DNA binding; DNA-binding transcription factor activity, RNA polymerase II-specific
Source: RefSeq, a predicted model, not a curated record